AUCAACAUGGACGCUUCUCCAACCCUGAGCACGGUUCAGUUCUCCGACCUGAACCCAACCUUUACUCCGCAAACCUCAACCCAGUUUUCAUCUUCUCCAAUAAACACAUUCUCCUCCUCCCCCUCCUCACAGUUCUCACAGCAGUUAAACUUACAACAACUCUAUACUCUAGCUGUAGCAGAGAGGAUGAGAUUCAUCCAACCUUUCAAUCCAUUCCCGCAUUUCUUCCAACCUCAGAUGACUCCACAAUAUCAAUCCUCUCCUCCUCCAGAUCUUGCUAUGUUUCCAAUGGCUAAACUUGAUCCACGACUCUUUAGAAUACCAUUCCCUGAAGAACCUAAACCCCAACACUCCUACAUAGGACUGAUAGCCAUUGGAAUCUUGAGUUCUGAGGACAAAAAGUUGGUUUUAGCGGAUAUUUAUCAAUAUCUUUUGGAUAAUUUUGCAUAUUUCCGACACAGAGGACCUGGUUGGAGAAACUCAAUCCGACACAAUCUAUCUUUAAAUGAUUGUUUUAUCAAGGCUGGGAGAGCAUCUAAUGGUAAAGGACAUUACUGGGCAGUCCAUCCUGCUUGUCAACAAGAUUUCCAGAAAGGAGAUUUCAGCCGGAGGAAGGCUCAGAAACGGGUACGAAGGUAUCUGGGUAUGAAUCUGAGCUUGGAAGAGGAUGAUCAAACCCCUCCCUCUUCUCCUACCAAUGUUCUAGACAUCCUACCUGCUGAACUUGAAGAUUCAGAUGUAGAUAUAGAAGAGAAGGUCGGAGAAAAACAACAGACUUGGUACAUUAAACCCAACCUUGCCACCAGUCCUUCUAUACUACCCGGAGUAAAUAUUCUCUCCUCUCCGGAUCUAAAACCUAUCCUGGAGACAGAUAUUCUUGCAAUUAAACCUGAAACAAGGAAUGAGAUUCUCCGAACCAACUUUAGCAUUGCACAGCUCUUGAGACCAUGAAUUUUUAUAUUUUAUAUUGUGAUAUAUUCUAUGUUAUAUUAUAUAUAUAUGUAAACUCCAUAUA
Eurytemora carolleeae is the source of this 1015-nucleotide messenger RNA. RefSeq names its product forkhead box protein I1. Gene Ontology annotation, biological process: regulation of transcription by RNA polymerase II; anatomical structure morphogenesis; cell differentiation. The record is from RefSeq and is a predicted model, not a curated record. Lineage: Eukaryota; Metazoa; Arthropoda; Copepoda; Calanoida; Temoridae. Bases 7 to 951 code for a protein of 314 amino acids. The transcript has a single exon. Gene Ontology annotation, molecular function: DNA-binding transcription factor activity, RNA polymerase II-specific; RNA polymerase II cis-regulatory region sequence-specific DNA binding.